AUGAGACCAAAAGCAACACCAUUCAAGAAAAAAGAAGCUGUGAAACGAAAAAAUCGUGGUCAUUGGUCAAUACAUAAGUAUGAAAUCAUAGCCAAAAGAGCUUUACGAAAUACUCAACUUGAUCAAUCUCAAAUCCUCAAUUUGAAUAACCGUGACACAAGAAUCUCAACAGCUGAUGAUUUACCGACUAAUUCAUCUGUAACUGUGUCAACAGACGAUGGAAUCGAUAUGUUACCUAAUGAUAGUAUUAACAAUAGUUUUCCAAACGAACAUGUUGACGAGUUGGAGGAUGAUGGCAUUGAUUUUUGCAGUACUUCAGACAAUUUUGUCUUCAAUGAAGAUGAAGAGAAAGAAGAAGAUCAUAACGAUGAAACUGAAGAUGAUCUAACAGAAGAACAAAUGAAAUUCGCCGAUGAAUUUAUUAACACAGAUACUUCGUCAAUGCCAAUUCGUGAAUAUGAUGAGUUAGAUGUUGCAGUUGCAUUAAUAUUGAUAAAAAGGAAACACAAAUGCACAAAUAGUUUAAUCGACGAUAUUUUAAAAUUAUUCACAGUAUUGAAAGUUCCACGUAUUCCAUCAACUUGGUUUAAACUUAAAUCAUUAAUCAAACGAUCAGAAGAAG
Molecule: messenger RNA, 622 nt
Organism: Adineta ricciae
Lineage: Eukaryota; Metazoa; Rotifera; Eurotatoria; Adinetida; Adinetidae
Source: the annotation of a GenBank genome assembly